AUGACGAUAUUAGAUUUCUUUGGAAUUUCACUUCUCACAUUUGUAAUAUUUUUAGUAUUAAAAUAUUUUGUUUUUACCAAAAUGGCUAUGCGUUUCUAUGCUAAUUAAGGAAUCAAUGAGUAUAAAUACUAUCCUAUUAGUGGUAUGGCUAGAGAAUGGAUGGAUAAAUCAUCAAAUGAUAAUCUAAAGACUGUAAAAUAUAUUAAAUUUGAUGACAAAUAUAAGGGAGAGGAUGCUAUUUUAUCUAAUUUGCUUGAUAGAGCUCUUUUGAUUUUUAUAGAGCCAAAUCUGAUCAAUGAGUUUUUACAAAAUUAGUAGAACUAUGUCAAAUUUGAGGCUCCUUUAAUAGGAUUUAAACAAUUUCUUGGAAAUGGAAUAGCUCUAGAAGAAGGAGAAAAAUGGAAAAUUUAGAGAAAAUUUAUUUCUAAGUUGUUCAAGUUUGAUGUUGUUGUAAAUUAUCUUAGCAGUAUUCGCAGAGUUUCAAAAACUAUGUUAGAUAGAAUAGAAGAUUCUAAUUUUUAGGUAUUAAAGCAAUUUGAAGCAAUUAAUAGUGCUAUUUCUGUUUAGAUUUUUAUGGGCGCUAACAUAGAUGACUAUAAAAUUGAUGGUAAAAAUCCUUAUAACGCUAUUGACACUAUGUGUGCUGAAAUUUUUCAUCAUUAUAUGAGCAUUAUUCCUAUUAUCUUUGGAGAAAAAUUUGUUAAGUUAAAACUAAGAAAAUCUGAUAGGAUAAUAUGUGAAAAAGUUUAAUAUGUGCGCUAAUAGAUGAAAAAUAUUAUUUUAGAUACAAUCAAGAGAGAGAAAUUUCAUAUUGAAUAGAACAAAGAAUAAGAAAAUAUUAACAUUAUUGCUCUUUUGAUCAAAGAAGGACAUAAAAUGGAAGAUGAACAAGAAAUAACUGAUAUAUUAAACCUUACUUUCAGUCUUUACUUUGCUUCAAGAGACACUUUAGCUAGUGUUUUGACUAUGAUGUUAUACUAUUUAAUCAAAAAUCCUGAUUACUUCAAAUAAGUAGAAAAAGAAAUAUUAAAUUUACCUCCUAAUUACACAUUUUCUGACAUUUAAAAGCUAGAUUUUCUUUAAGCUUGUUUAAAAGAGACAAUCAGGAUAAAUACAAGCGCCCCAAUUUUAUUUACUCGCGAAGCUAAGGUAGACCAUAAAAUUGGAAAUUAUAAUAUUUAAAAAGGCACUUAUGUAAACGUGGGUUUAAUAAGUAAUUAGUUAGAUGAAAAAUAUUUCAAAGAUCCUCUUAAUUUUAAUCCAAAUAGAUGGUUAGAUCAUUCUACUGAAAACAUGAUCAAAGAAAACCCUUUUGUAUAUUUACCUUUCUCUGGUGGAAUGAGAAACUGCAUAGGCCAACAUCUCGCAAAUUUAUAAGCCAAGAUUGUUUUUGCAGAAUUCAUAAAAAAAUAUUAAUUACCAGAAUUACCUAAUGACUUUGUAUUGGAGUUUACACUUAAAUAAAAUUAUCAAAUAAAAAAUCCUCUCAUCCUAAAUCUAAAAAAGAGGUAAAGCAAUUGA
Molecule: messenger RNA, 1521 nt
Organism: Tetrahymena thermophila SB210
Lineage: Eukaryota; Ciliophora; Oligohymenophorea; Hymenostomatida; Tetrahymenidae
Product: cytochrome P450 family monooxygenase
Exons: 1
Molecular function (GO): monooxygenase activity; iron ion binding; heme binding
Source: RefSeq, a predicted model, not a curated record